Messenger RNA from Ictalurus furcatus (blue catfish), 1553 nucleotides. RefSeq names its product piwi-like protein 1. Bases 344 to 589 code for a protein of 81 amino acids. The transcript is spliced from 2 exons. NCBI's taxonomy places the organism in Eukaryota, Metazoa, Chordata, Actinopteri, Siluriformes, Ictaluridae. The record is from RefSeq and is a predicted model, not a curated record.
AAAAGCCUUUUGAUCUGAAGGUGUACGAUUAAAUGUUUGAAAUGAACGUUAUACCAAUUUACACUGCUGAAUUUUUCAGUGAAUCUCUUCCAGGAAUGCCAGUAUUCAGACUACACUCAGCACAUGGGGUCUAAGCUUUGAGAACAAGCUGCUGAAUCUGACUGGAAGAGUUCUUCCUGCUGAGAGGAUCCUACAGGGAGCGAGAGCAGUAAGGGGGACCACAGAACACGGAGAACACAGAACUGUACACGACACGUGUCGCACUCUUGCUGAGUAGAGUUUGUGUGUGUGUGCGCGUGCGCAGUAUGAGUACAACCCAUGUGACGCGGAUUGGUCUAAAGAGAUGCGAGGUCUUCCUCUGAUGACCAGCAUGCCUCUGGAGAUCUGGCUGCUGUCCCAUACGCGCCGUAACGCUGACGUCGCUCACUCACUGCUGCAGACCCUCAACAAAGUGCCCGUGGGCAUCCACCUUCAGAGGCCGGGAAUGAUGGAGUACGAUGAUCGACAGGAGGCUCUGCAGCAGAGAGUGGGGCAACAGGUUCAGAUGGUGGGUCUCACACACUGGGUAGACUCAAGUGUGACCACGUAGUUUGUUUAGGAUUCAAAUAUUAAAGUAUUUUACUAUGCUGAAAAUGUUCAGGUUAGUAUCCAUACUUUUUAGGGUUUAAGGUAUAGAAAAUGUAUUGUAUUGCUUAGAAAAACCGUACAUGUGACUAGUAAUGUAACGACCAUUAUAUUCAUUAUUUGAAUGAACAAGUAAUUCACUCGCUGUCCAUUUUAUUAGAAACACCCUCACAUUCAUGUAGUUAUUCAAUCAUGGGGCAGCGGCACGAUGCAUAAAAAGAACUUGAGAUAACGUUCACGUCAAGCAUCACAAUGGGUGAAAAUUGUGACCUCUGUGACCUUUACCGUGGCAUGGUUGUUUGUAUCAGAUGGGCUGGUUUGAGUAUUUCAGAAAUUGCUGAUCUCCUGGGCUUUUCACACAGAACAGUCUGUAGAGUUUACUAAGAAUGGUGCAAAAAACAUUGAGAGAACAACAGUUGUGUGUGGAUGGAAACGCCUUAUUUCUGAAAUACUCAAACCAGCCCAUUUGGUACCAAUAACCAUGCCAUGGUUGUUUGACGUACACAUUGACUGAAGCUCUUGACUUGUACCUGCAUGAUUUUAUGCAAUGUGCUGCUGGCACAUGAUUGGCUGAUUAGAUAACUGCUUGAAUGUGAUAUAAAAUAUAUGAUUGAAAGGACUUUGAUUUAAAAAUAAAUAAAAUAAAGGGGGGGGGGGGGUAGAAGAAAAAAUCCACAUUACUAUGGGUAAAUAAUAUAGAUGGCACUAGUGCUGCACAAUUAAUCGAAUAUCGAUCGCGAUUACGAUUUUGACGGGCCAUGAUUAAAUGAACAUGAUCGACUGCGAUAUUAACGUUUAAAGUUCGUCCUCCGCUAAUAGAAAACUCAGCUGCAGAUCAAAUCAAGUGCUUCCUACACUUAUAGCCAAUCACCAUAGGGUAGCGCAGGGAUGAUGUCAUUUUGUAGUGCCAAAACCCGGAAACGGAGUUA